Molecule: messenger RNA, 438 nt
Organism: Penicillium malachiteum
Lineage: Eukaryota; Fungi; Ascomycota; Eurotiomycetes; Eurotiales; Aspergillaceae
Exons: 2
Coding region: 1-438 (145 amino acids)
Biological process (GO): regulation of transcription by RNA polymerase II; DNA-templated transcription
Cellular component (GO): chromatin
Molecular function (GO): RNA polymerase II cis-regulatory region sequence-specific DNA binding; DNA-binding transcription factor activity, RNA polymerase II-specific; zinc ion binding
Source: RefSeq, a predicted model, not a curated record
AUGGUUUUGGCCCAGUGUGCCUUGCUCUUGGUUGUCGACCUAAUGUUUACAGGUUUUAAAGAUAAUGCUGUGAAUUUGCUAGCAUAUAGAGCCUGGCUAGCUACACUCAUGCGGCGAUUUGUCCUAUCGUCUACAAAUAAAGAUUGCCUGUUAUCUACAGAGAUGAACAAUGUUCAAUCCCAAAAUCAAUGGCAGUCCUGGAUUCGUUGCGAGUCGGCAAGACGGCUGGCAUACUGUUUUGCUAUCGUGGACUGCUUGUCAUUCAUCUUCUUGGGAGUCGACAUUUCAUUUACUGCAGGGGAUUACGGACAAAAGCUUCCUUCGUCCGAUAUUCUGUGGAAAACGCGCAACGAAGAUCAAUGGGGCAGUUUUUCAGAUCUUUUGAAUGGUCAAUCUCGAUUCCCCGGCCUUAAAGCAUUCAUGGCUAACAAGUUUUAG